CGGGGCGCGCACCCGGAAGGGCCGCGGCCGGAGCAGCGCAACAGGCGGCGGCGGACGGGCCGCGGCGGCGCGGACUGGCUCAGGAUGGACAAACUGAAGAAGGUGCUGAGCGGGCAGGACACCGAGGACCGGGGCGGCCUGGCCGAGGUGUCUGAGGCGUCUUCCUUAAGCUGGAACACCCGAAUCAAAGGCUUCGUGGUGUGUUUUGGCACAGGAAUUCUCUGCUCACUGCUGGGGACUCUUCUGCUCUGGGUGCCCAGGAAGGGGCUGUACCUCUUCGCAGUGUUUUACACCUUUGGAAACAUUGCAUCCAUCGGGAGCACUGUCUUCCUCAUGGGACCCAUGAAACAGCUGAAGAAAAUGUUUGAGCCCACACGUUUGAUCGCAACUAUCCUGGUGCUGUUGUGUUUUGCGCUCACCUUGUGUUCUGCCUUUUGGUGGCAUAACAAAGGGCUUGCACUCAUCUUCUGCAUUUUGCAGUCUUUGGCCCUGACGUGGUAUAGCCUUUCCUUCAUACCAUUUGCAAGGGAUGCUGUGAAGAAGUGUUUCUCUGCGUGUCUUGCAUAACGCGCGGCCAGUUGUGCAAAGCUUUGGGAGGCCCUGUGGAUGGAAGCUGGUGGACAGUUUUGUACAUACCUUUAAACCUCUCUCACAGACAUGUGCCUUUCGUCUUGCAGCAGUGUGUUUCUCGCCGUAUGAACAUUCAUGGGUUGCUUUUCGUGGCAGUGAUGUGUCCCCAGCCCCAUGUGUCUGUAGCACAGUGGGAGGGGUCGGCUCUGGGUGGUACGGGGAGGAAUUCGCUCCUGCAUCCCUUCCCUCUUUGGAUGGUGUCCCACUGAAUUCUCAUAAAUGACAACCGUGUUGAGCAGCACAUAAGCCUUGGGAGGCAGGGAUGGCCAGGUGACCCCAGGUAGCCCCUUCGGAGAUGGCUGGGGUGCAGCAGUAAGGGACGGAGUUGGGGUUCAACAGGAAGUUGUAGACUUGGCCCUCGGCUUGGAGACCGUCACCCUGCCCCACGUGGCAUGGACAUGCCUCUGCUCUGGCGUCUGGGGACAGGUGGUCCUGCCCUGGCAGCUGCACACGAGCCCAUGCAGAGCCUGGCCGGGGAGGGUAGGAAGGCUUUCUGGUGACAGGUACUGUUUAAGUCUGAACCUCGGCACUCUGGCUCUUGAUCCGCACCUGACUGUGGAACAGAUUUGCUGACAUCAGGGUACUCUUUCUCUCUCGGGUUUCUCUGUCUUAUUUUCCUCCUCUGUCCACAUAACUGUGCUCAUGACGUCCUGGAACGAGAUUGAGAGGGGACAAAGCAACAGAGAAAAGGGUGCUUUUCCUUUGGAGAACAGCCUAUAGGAGCUGAAAAUGUUUGAUGUUCUCUGCUCUAUUUUGUUUCUUCAUUGUUUAUAAAUGUUUGCUUUUAAACGGAUUUUAUUUUCCAUUCUCUGCUGGAGUGGGGCCAAGGGAGAGUGGGUGGGAAGGCAGCCCCCUGUGGGGCCAGCAGGAAGGAGGCACAUCUUCCCGGUGACCUUUCGAACGUCCCGGCGUUGACACGUGAGCCUGUGCUGGAAGCACUGGGAGAAGACGAGACGUGACAGACUACAGGGUGGUCACAUCUCGGCCUGAUGCUUAACCGUGGACAAAAUCCUUUUGUGUCCGUGAUCUUGUCUGGUCCUGGCACCGCCUUGUGAUGAAGCAGGGGACGUCAAGGUUCACAGAGAUCACCAGAUCCACCCAAAGCCACAGUUGGUGGCAGAACUGAGCCCAGAGCCUGGUGCCCCAGCUUUCACCUCAUGCUCCCACGUUUCCUGGUACCUCCUGUACCUCCUGUACAGUACCUCUGGGGUACCUCCUGUAACUAUUUUCUGUUGGCAUCAGCCAAGCCUGUGCCUUUUCUGGUCCCCGUCUAGCUACGUCACUGCGUGUCUCCCGCCCAGUCUCCCUUUGGGAAGCGUCCUCUUGGACCUGCAGGAUCUCUGUUCUCUGUGUGCUUUGAGCUCCUGGCUGCCUGGCCACCACAAUGGCCCGUCUUCCUUGCCAGAGUCCGUGGCGCUGCUGGCAUCCGCAGGCCUCCUACAGGAAGAUGGAGUCUCCUUUCUGCUCUUCACCAGGCGAGCUGCCCACUUGGGCUCCCACACACCGGCAGUGGUCCCCUGUCCUCUCCUUGCUUGUGGCUGAUUGCUGAACUCUUGCUCCCUCUGGCCGGCCUUCUAAGCUGGGGAGGUGUGAACAGGCCUAUGGGCGGAGUGUGGGGCCAGUCUGUCCAGGUCCUUUCUUGGCCUUCACGGGCAUCUUGCCUUAGGCUGCGUUCCCAACCUGCCUUCAGCCAGGAAUGGAAGUGAAAUGCUGCCCUCUGGCUUUCAUGGAAUUCUUUCACCUCCCAGGUGCCUCUCGGAGAUGGUUCAGAUCUCCGAAGGGCUCUAGGGUGCCUUUUGAGAUGUCACCAGGGUGUAUUGCAUGAACGUGAACGUGGCGUAGCACACACUCGUGUCACCUCACCUGUGGUCCUCCGAUUGCUCAUCUGUUUCAAAAUAACGGGACGAAACAAUUGCUGCUGGGUUGUUGCAGGACGUCAAUGGAAUACAUGUCAGGUGCUGAGCACAGGGCCCAGCACAGGUGAAUGGUAACUCAGUAAAAGGUCGGUACUGCUGCUUAAUCCCAGAAAUAACGGAUGACCCUUGAAGGUGACAGGGUGAAUGUGUCUGGCCAUUAGAUUAUGUAAGAAAAUUUUAUCUCGUAUUCUGUGUCUGGAACUGUAGAUAUUCCCAUGCAUGAUCUCAUUGAAUAUUCGCAAUAACUGCAGGCUAGUGGUCUUGUCUCCAUUAUUCAUAUAAAGAAGGAAGAGUCAGGGUAAGGCGUGUGUGCCAGAUUUCACCCGUAAGGGGCGCCGGUUCUUGCAGAAAAGCGCCUGCUUUGCCCUAGCUCUGGUGGCCCGGUGGCCACUUGUUCACAUGGCUCUGUUCAGGACACUUGGGCAGCUUUUGGACAGCUCUUCCUUCCAGGAUCUUCAGACUCCUAAAUUUCUCCUGCCACCUUAUUCUCUAUUUGCUUCCUGACCUGUCUUCGUCUGCUGGACUGUGGGAGAAAAUCCAUUUCAAAUCCACUGAAAGCUGUUACCAAGCAACCUAGCGGGGAGGUGAGUGGAGAGUUGGGGUUGUAGACCCCGGAGCUGGUCGUGGUCUCCGUUUUCUGCUCCCCUCCUUUGCAUCCUGCUCUGGUGGCUGCUGGGUGGAGGACAGGCCGUUGUGUUUCUGAUUUGGAGGUGACUCUUGCAGACUGGAAAUGUGCUCACCUGCGGUGCCACUUCCCGCUGCAUGGAGCCGUGCGCCUCUUGCUGGUUCUGAUAGCCGUGCUGGGAGCAGCCCCGCUGUCCACCUGGAGGGCCGGUCCGUGCUCUUGGCCAUCUCCCCUCCCUGCGCCCCGAGACUGGGGGUAUCUGCUAACUCACUGCCUCCCUUCUCCUCUUGUCUCACUGUAAGACACUUCCCCUUUGGUUCUGGCUGGGCUGCGCCGGCUGGAGAUGCCUGCUGUCCAUCUCCCAGGUGGGCUGGGGCUGUCAUCUCUAGGGCAGGCGGGGCUCUCCCCGGUGGAGCCUUCUCCCCAGGCGGUUGCAGCUUCUCUCUGUCACUCGUGCAGGGCGGUUCUGUGGACUGUUUUCCUGAGUGCCACCUCCUUUCCACCCUAGUCAGUGUGUGCUCGGGGAGCAAGGCACAAAAGCACAAAAUGCAUGUAAAUAAAAGGACUUUGGGAUCCUUCCAUUAGGAAACUAUUAAGUGGGUUAUACCUUCAAAAGAGGGGAGUGGGGAUACUGAUUUGGCUGCUUCUGAUUUUGUGAGCGCCACAAGCGCUGUCGCCCCAGUGCUGAGAGAUUUCAUGGAAUGAAUUAGGACAUUGAGCCGCAGCCCGUGGCUGUGGAUCCCUUUGUGGGCAGCUGGUGUCCACUUUCCUCGGGUGACUCGUGACUACGUUCAGCUGCAGAGUUACAAAUACGUAAAAACCCACAGCCUCUCCUUAGGCUUCAUUUUCAACACAUCAACAACAGAUCAGUGUUUUAAAGGGUUAUCAAGCCACCUUGCUAGAUUUUUACCAUAGUUUUUGUAAUUUUAAAAUUUAAAAAUUUUUUGAUGUUUAAAGAUGUGCAGUUUCUUGGCAGAUGUCAUUUUUUGAAAAGUUAGUAGACCUUCCACUGAAGUUAAAUACCGAUUUUAUAUCUGUGUGUCUCUUGGUAAGAAAUUAACAAAAGAAUUUAGAUUUAGACUUACAGAUUUUUGGGGGGAAUUCUUAUUAAAAAAGUUGGUUGGAUGGUUAAGUUGUAUGACUUUAAAGUGCCUUGCAAUUCAUAAUUUUAUGAAAUUCUGAGAUCUUGAGAGUUUGUAGCUGAGUAAAGAGGAAAGUGCUGUACAGUUUAUUUCAUCCUAGUUCACUCGAGAUUUGGUGUUUAGUUCCACUUUCUGGCUAUUUCCAGUUCUACUCCAAAUACGUGGGAGCCCUCCCACAUCCCUGGAACACCGAAGCUUUGCUGUUGGAUGCUCAUGUUUGUGUAGCCCGGCCUCCCAGACCUCACUCCAGGGCUCGUGAGAGGGACCGGGAGCAGCAGAGCCAGUGUUAGUUAAAGUAAAGGGACGAUACAGUUACAUCCCUCCUAGCAGGAGCUGACAAACUAAUACAAGGCUUAGACAUGUACUAGGAUUUUCUGUAGAUUGACGAGCUGAAAGCAGGAAAGAGUGAGUUCUCUAGAUGGGAGAAACUCGGCUGGCUGAAGCCGAGAUCAGUCCGUAGCAUUGUAAUAAAAUACUGAUGUAUGCUUUCACGACAGAGUAAUGUCACUACAUGUGAUGAACAGCACCAGAGAAAGGGUCAUGGACAAAGGUUCCCUGCUAUGAACGGGGCGUCCUGUGCAUCAUCCUGUGAGACCAGACAGGUAUAUGGGCAGGUGCCGUGCUCUGCCUGUGGAGGGUCCCACACUGACCUUGCCCUGAGUACACACGAGCUUGUAUUUGUGCAAUGUCCUCAAGGUGAGUCCUAGGGGACACUCACUCAGUCUUGGGGUCUUCCUGCUAUGAAAAGUGUUUAUUUUGCCUUUUUCAAUAUCUUUGCUUGACCUAGCCACUUUGAACAAAGGAAGCAAAAAAACAACACAAAA
Messenger RNA from Rhinolophus ferrumequinum (greater horseshoe bat), 5137 nucleotides. It is a transcript of the gene SFT2D2, whose product is annotated as SFT2 domain containing 2. The coding region runs from base 85 to 567 and encodes 160 amino acids. Gene Ontology annotation, cellular component: membrane. Lineage: Eukaryota; Metazoa; Chordata; Mammalia; Chiroptera; Rhinolophidae. Gene Ontology annotation, biological process: vesicle-mediated transport. The transcript is spliced from 8 exons. The record is from RefSeq and is a predicted model, not a curated record.